Ostertagia ostertagi is the source of this 201-nucleotide messenger RNA. The record is from the annotation of a GenBank genome assembly. NCBI's taxonomy places the organism in Eukaryota, Metazoa, Nematoda, Chromadorea, Rhabditida, Trichostrongylidae.
AUGGAUGGAAGUGAGUCAUCGACGUCAUCGACAUCGACACAGGCAAUGAUUACGUCACCACUGGCUGGCCAAGCACAUUUGCCAGCUUACCUGAAAGACUCAUCACAUCAUCCGAUUUUUCCAUUUCCACAAAAGUCAACCGAUUCAUCUCAGCCGUCGUUUCUUUACAACAUGGUGAAGGCGGAGUUUAUUUACAAAUAG